This is a messenger RNA of Spodoptera litura, 3787 nucleotides long. RefSeq lists its product as uncharacterized. The record is from RefSeq and is a predicted model, not a curated record. NCBI's taxonomy places the organism in Eukaryota, Metazoa, Arthropoda, Insecta, Lepidoptera, Noctuidae.
GUCGCGACCGAACGCCGCCUCGCCGAACGCGCUACGGACGCCCCGAACCGCGACGACGACCGGUCCGCCCGGUCUUGUGAUUACACCUUGUGCGACACAUUAUAAUUGUGCAGUGUUAUUUGGACAUUUGAGAAGCUUCUGCUCCGUGAACAUAGUGUUACUCUCUUACUAACUAUCGUUUAACUUGUAAGUGCGGUCUAACUUAACUGUGAGUGUAAGUUUUGAAAAGUUUAAUUUUAUCUUUUACAGUGAUACGUCUUAAAAAGUGAACUAAACUUUAAUUGGAAGUCGUGUUUUAUGUGCCGGGAAUAUUUGUUGAAGAAGUUUUGUAUGAAUAUCAGUUGCUUUGCUUUAUAGUAAAGUUGAAACUUUUACAACUUACUCUUUCUUCAUACAUUUGUGUGUGUCGUCCGAUUCAAGUUCAAGAGCUUAUGAUCGAACACUUAAAAGAUCAUUAAGCUUCAUUCGUCUCGUCGCUUCUUGGACGAAAAUCGGACUCACAAAGUGCUGCUUAACCAUGUCAUAAGGUACUAAUUGGAUAUGAGAGGAUGAGCCAUGGAAUCACGAAGCGCGCCGCCGAGCCCCGACGAGCCCGGGGAGGCGGUGUACGACAGUCGGUGUGGACGGUACCCACACCCUCCUACUCUGCAGCGGACCUUCGCCAGCUGCCGCGAGAGCACGCGGCCGCGCCCUCAUCACCGCCAUGCCACAUCAGAACCCGCGCGACCAGACGACCACGUGCAGCAGUCGUUCGUCACAGCAGAGGUUCACGACUACCCGUCCUCAGAAUCCGGCAUCGCUGCCGACUGUCCCCAUGCUCAUACUAGCAAUGCUGAUGACAGCCCUUCUUAUGAUCGCUCGGACUUUGAAGGAAAUUCCAGCUACAGUUUGAGGCAUACUCCUGAUUAUCACCAUACGCUUGAUUGCAAGCACAGGCCUAUUGAUUACAAUCGUAGCCACACACCUGAUUACAAUCAUGGCCAUGGAUCGGACUGUGACCGAGCACACGGACGCUCACAAACAUCACGUCGACCGCAUAGGAAACACAGGCGCGAGGAAGACGAUGGUGCACAGUCACUUGAUGAACGAUGUGCCAGAGAUCUGGAUGAAAUCCUUCCAGCGAGGCUCGCCGCAGUCAAUCUAUCAAGAGAGCCUCCACCUCAGACCUGGAACAGGAGCAAUAUUGCGGCAACUAUGGAACGAUUUGAACCAGUUGAUUACUCUUAUGCUUACUACGACCAUCACCUAUCAAUGCCUUCAUCAUCAAGAAAAGUAAACCGUCAGCGAGGUAGAGGCGGUAUACCGCGAGAUCGGUCAUCUCGACACAACUAUGUCACUAGAUAUGGCACUGAAGAGAACAUUUAUGAAGAAAUCACAGAUGGCUCUAGAACGUGUCCCAAACAUCGAUACGCGCCACGUCAGUCACUAGUUUCUUUAGAUAGAAGUGUUGUCGAGGAGGAAGUUCGUCGGGUAGAAUCGAGGCACAAACGAAUUUUGGGCGAAUUGAAUCUUAGUGUAGAAGCAAUGCUGAUGCCGGAAUGCGAAUCUCCCGAUUCAGAGCGUGCAGAAGACAGAGACAAUAUCGAGGAAUUGUUGCGAGUUGGUCCGACGGACGAGUUACUCUCGCCGGCAAGUUGUAAUCCACCAGACUUAGACAGCGGGUUUAGUGGCAGCAGUAGCGGGGCAAGUUAUGUAGGUAGUUUGCGCCGUAAACCGACGGGAUCAGUGCCGCACUUGCCUGCUGUGGCGUACGGCACACGUGGAGCCGGCGUGCGGAUCCUCGGUGCUGAAGAGUGUGGCUUGCGAUGUCCCAAGGACAUACCAUCUCCACGUAGUUCCAGCUGUGGAGAUGCCAAAGCUAGCGGGUUUUGGAACAAAAAGGCGUGGAAGAAAAUAUCAGGUUUCUCUAGUUCUAACAGCAUCAACAAAGCCGGAUUAACUGAUGACGCGUGUAGGCCAAGCAGAGCUAAAUCCAGAACAGCCACUAUACCAUACAGCUACUCCAACGGAAAACUGGUGGUGCCGCUGGAUUCCCUAGCACAGAGCUGAGGGGCCAGUCCCCCGCGGCAUUCCCGCCUCCAACUCCUCCGAGGGACUCCUCAACGCCGCAGGACAACGCUGAACACAUAAUACGAAAGAUAUUUUUCUUAAAUCGAUCGUGUCACACUGAACAGAAACAUUCCAUUUGAGCCCGACAACGGGCGCCAUUAGAUUGUCGACACCUCAGCGAGUCUCAAAGACAAACUGUUCGAAGGUGUACCCAGUGUAAAUAUAGUGAACAGACAUUGAAAUGUUACUGUAGGACAAGCGAGGAGAGUAUACGUCGAAGUGAUAGAAACGCCUAAAUUAAUUAUUCGUAUUGUUAUAACGAUCGUUUCAUAGAAACGUAAUGACUACAUUGUUGUUACUUAUCAAUUUUUAGUAGUUAAUAGGUACAUGAAAAGGCUGACAAAGUUGAAACCGAUUUUGUAAAUGAUAUGAAGCUGCCAUGUUAGCUAAUACUUCAGUUUUGUCUACCAGUUUGGCGUUUAUCUGCGAUUUUUCUAUAUCAAAAAUAUUAGAUAUAAAAGUAAUUCGAUAUAAGAAAAUUUAUAACUCUAAAAGCUACAGAUCUUUGCCCAAAACAUGGUGCUUGAUAUAACAUUACUGGAACAGCUGUCACUGUGUUAUUUACUGAUCGUGUAAAUAACUUCAUGACCCGAGCUACAAGAAUUGUAAGGUCCAAUCUAUUUAUUUCCAACAUACAACUAUGUGUAAAUUCAUUUGUUUCAUAAAAGUUUUAAACGUUUAUCUCAUUCGGUAAAACUAUUGUUAAUAAUUGUUAGUCGAUAGUUGUAUAUUUUGUAAAUACAUGCGAAAAAUAUGGUGCACUAUUUGGUUUAUAAUUUAUGUAAAUAAAUAUGAAUGUAUGUAUACAGUCACAAUCGUACGCUUUAACUAUAUUUUACAUGCAUUUCUCGUAAACAGUUGAGUGUCCUCGUAAAUAAGAAUUUGAAUAAAAUAUCAGUAAUGUUGUGUUUUGUUUCGUGGGAUAUUAUUGUGAUGAUAGUGAUUCAUUCUUGUAUGUGUAACUCGGUGUUGAAUCGGAACACAUGCCUUUAUAGUAGUAUUUUGGUAUUAAGUGGUUGAUCCAUUACAUUUGCGUACCUCGGCGCGAGGCGUCGUUUGUAUUCGAGGCAUCCGCUUAGCUCGAGGCGUCUCAAAUGGAGCACCGGCUUUACGUGUACAGAUUUGACAUAUGGGAAUUACUAUGCGUGCUGAUUUACAAACAUAAAUAAACUGAACGGCUUUCACUCUACGCCACAUGUUGCCAGUAAUUGUUUGUGAUUUCGUAAUAAGGAUCUCGAUGCACACAUGUUGUUUCGUUCAUAAAAUUAUCUUCCUGUAAUUUACUGCACUUAUAAAUGUUAUACAGACUCUUGUCAUGUUUUUAUCAUGUGUAUACUUAAAUGUUUAACGUUAAUAAAAGGUCAUUACAUAUUAAAUUGUAAUUUCAUGUACAAAACGACAGUUUCACAGGUAAUCUGAGCGAGUACUUACAACAUAUAGACGUAGAGUGAACCGCUACCAUAGUAAUUAAGAAUAUAAUUUACCAAUCACAAGAGAAAUGUAAAUAGAUAAGUAAUAAUGUAAAUUUUCAUUUUAUCAGUCAGUGAGGGAGUCUGUGUAACUAUUAUUAUUCUAAGCUCGACUGAUACGACGUAAAAUAAUCUCAAUGUUACAUGAAAUAAUAUUUCUUUAACUGUCUGUAAUUUAGUGAUCGUGUUCAAGUCAAAAGAGAUUUUUA